UGAACUGUUUAACGUACUUCAUCACUUCCUUGUCACAAAUCAAACCCUAAACCCUCUUUCUCAACAUGGGCCUUCUUCACAAGCAAAACCUCUCCUUUGUGAUACUACUCCUCCUCGGUUUCCUCGCCGUCUCUUAUGCUUGCGAUUGUAGUGACCCUCCUAAACCAUCUCCACACCCUGUUAAACCGCCAAAACAUCCCGCUAAACCACCUAAGCCCCCCACCGUUAAACCACCUACUCACACCCCAAAACCUCCCACCGUGAAGCCUCCACCUCCAUACAUUCCAUGCCCUCCUCCCCCGUAUACUCCAAAACCUCCCACCGUGAAGCCACCACCACCACCCACCGUGAAGCCACCACCACCUCCCACCUUGAAGCCACCACCACCACCCACGCCGUAUACUCCACCACCACCCACCGUGAAGCCACCACCACCACCACCAGUCGUUACCCCGCCACCGCCAACACCAACCCCAGAGGCGCCAUGCCCGCCACCUCCACCAACCCCAUAUCCUCCUCCGCCUAAACCAGAGACUUGUCCCAUCGACGCUCUGAAACUAGGCGCGUGUGUGGACGUGCUAGGCGGUUUGAUUCACAUCGGACUAGGGAAAAGCUACGCUAAGGCAAAGUGUUGCCCACUUCUUGAGGGUUUAGCGAGUGUUGACGCUGCGGUUUGUCUCUGCACCACUAUAAGAGCGAAGCUUCUCAACAUUGACCUCAUAAUUCCAAUUGCUCUUGAGCUCCUUGUCGACUGUGGUAAGACUCCACCUCGUGGCUUCAAGUGUCCUGCUACGCUAAAAAAGACUCCUCUCUUGGGUUGAUCUCUUUUCUAUUGCAUUUGAUACAAUAAAAAAGGGGUUUGAAACGUUAAGAUCUAGAUUCUUCUUUAUGUUUUGUGAUGGCGGAAACAAUCACUAAAAGGAUCUAAAUUUCGUUAUUAUUCUUAAAAUAUCAAGCAAAAUUUUAUGUAACUGUUAUAAGGUGAUUAUGUACGUUGAAUUAUUGUUAUUUGAAAUUUUAUUUUUAAAUGACAAACACUACGCAGUGGUCAUUACUCAA
Messenger RNA from Arabidopsis lyrata subsp. lyrata, 1059 nucleotides. Its product is annotated as 36.4 kDa proline-rich protein. Lineage: Eukaryota; Viridiplantae; Streptophyta; Magnoliopsida; Brassicales; Brassicaceae. The transcript has a single exon. Bases 66 to 821 code for a protein of 251 amino acids. The record is from RefSeq and is a predicted model, not a curated record.